Fraxinus pennsylvanica is the source of this 1296-nucleotide messenger RNA. The record is from the annotation of a GenBank genome assembly. NCBI's taxonomy places the organism in Eukaryota, Viridiplantae, Streptophyta, Magnoliopsida, Lamiales, Oleaceae.
AUGGGCUUUCCUGUCGCUCUUGGUGAUGGCGUCCGACGGCUUGGGAUACGAGAGAGGAGCGGAGGGAAGGUGGUGGCUUGCCAUUGCCCAUGGAUGGCGAUCGGCGACUGGGGAUUAGGAUGUUUAGCCAAGAUUUCUGACAGUUAUGGCCCAAUACUUCUGCUGCAAUUCGGCUCCCGCCGUGUCCUGGUGGUAUCAUCUCCGUCAGCCGCCGAGGAGUGUCUCAACAAAAACGAUAUUAUUUUUGCCAACCGCCCACACAUAACGGCCAGUAAUGACAACACAUCCUUGGCGAGCGUUUCUUACGGAGGUCACUGGCGAAUCCUUCGUAAAUUAUCUUCCAUGGAAAUGCUAUCCACCCAUAGACUCCAAAUGCUUGAAGAUAUUCGUUUUGAUGAGGUAAAAGCCAUGAUAAAAAGGCUGUAUCGUAUUUCAGAAACGAAGCAAGCGGUUGAUAUGAAAAUCAUGUUCUUUGAACUGAUAAUGAUUGUGAUGAUGAGAAUGAUAGCUGGAAAAAGGAACUGGUUGAAGAAUGUAAACUGUAAAGGAAGUGCCAAUGGCGGCAGCAACAAUUUGGAUAAGGCAGGGACAAAUAAAACGAUGAUUGAAGUGCUGUUGACACUGCAGGAGAAAGAACCUGAGUAUUACACUGAUGGAAUUAUUAGAAGCCUCGUGCUUGUUUUGCUGGCAGGUGGGACAGAAACAUCAGCUACAACAAUGGAAUGGGCACUAUCUCUUUUAUUGAACAAUCCAGAAGUCUUAAAGAAGGCCCAAACUGAAAUUGAUAAUCUCGUAGGAGAUGAACGUUUGUUGGAGGAAUCCGACAUAAUUAAUCUACCGUACCUACGUUGUAUUAUAAACGAAACAAUGAGAAUGUAUCCUCCAGCUCCUCUCCUAAUUCCUCAUCAGUCCUCGGAGGAGUGUUUUGUAGGAGGAUAUCGCAUACCAACAGGCACAAUGUUGUUAGUGAACUUGUGGGCUAUACAGAAUGAUCCGAAGAUUUGGAUGGAUCCCAGAAAAUUUAAACCCGAAAGAUUUGAAGGACUUGGGGGAACCAGAGAUGGAUUCAAGUUAAUGCCUUAUGGUUUCGGGAGGAGAGGAUGUCCCGGAGAGGCCCUAGCUUCACGUAUCAUCCGACUGGCAUUAGGAUCAGUUAUCCAAUGCUUUGAUUGGGAAAACGUUGGCAAGGAAAUGGUAGACAUGACUGAAGGAACUGGAAUAUCUCUGUCGAAAGCUCGGCCUUUAAUGGCUAAGUGCUUCCGCCGUCCCAUAGCAACUAAGCUUUUUUCUCCUUAA